This is a messenger RNA of Quercus robur (English oak), 1074 nucleotides long. RefSeq lists its product as uncharacterized. The coding region runs from base 1 to 1074 and encodes 357 amino acids. Lineage: Eukaryota; Viridiplantae; Streptophyta; Magnoliopsida; Fagales; Fagaceae. Gene Ontology annotation, cellular component: nucleus; ribonucleoprotein complex; cytosol. Gene Ontology annotation, molecular function: poly(A) binding; poly(U) RNA binding; mRNA 3'-UTR binding. The record is from RefSeq and is a predicted model, not a curated record. The transcript is spliced from 5 exons.
AUGGUGCAGGCAUGGCAGAUAGAGAUAGAGAUAGAGACAAAUGCUAGUAGUUAUACCAUUGAUCUUAACACACAUUAUCUUAACAUAACAGCUAGUGUUUCAAGGCCUUCCUUUAUUACAUGGCCUCCACCAGCACCAGCAAAGGAAGCUAUGGAUAAGCUAAACGAGACAGAAUUGAAGGGAAAGCCAAUGAUUAUCACGUGGUGUGAAAAGCAAUGUCCUAGUAGUAAUGCAAAAUUGUGGGUGUCAAUUAAUGGCCCCCCUAUCAAUAAUGAUAACUUCAAGGCUUUAUUGUCCGGUUUUGGUGUUGUUGAUUCUUUCAAAGUGGUAUUGCAACAUCUUGAUACAUCCUAUUGGAUUGUGCAGUUCGACUCAGAGACAUUUGCUACAAAUGCCAUUAAAAUUUUCAACAGUGCUGAAAAGUAUGGCAUGAAAUUCCUUGUGUCAAAAUAUAAUGAUUGCAAGAAACUCUGUGUGGAAUAUCAUCCAAAAGAUCUAGAUGAGAACAACAUUCUAUUAGCGUUCUCUUUGUAUGGGGAAUGCACUGUCAAUAUCAAGAAUAAAUCGAGUGGUACUGCUUUUGUUAGCUAUCAUACAUCAAAAGGGGCUGAAGAAGCUAUGAGGAACUUAAAUGGCACAGAUUUAGGUUCACAUUGUUUGUAUGUAAGAGGUAUUGUGACGCAAGCCAUGACUGAAGAUAACAAUCUUGAAGAAGCCCCAAUUUUUGUGAUUGAAGAUAAUCGGAGGCAAUUAGUUACAACUGUCAAUAUGGCGUGUUUUCGUAUUGUAUCAAAUUUCCUUCAAUUCCUAAACAAACUAGGGGAUGAUCAUAGACAUAUUGGUCUAUUGGAGAGAAUUAGGCCCGACAGUCCGUGGCCUGGUUAUGAAGUUAUGUAUAAACAUGUUGACAGUGAGAACGAGGUAGUCAUCAAACCGUUUGAAGGUGUUGAAUCUUUUGAUUAUAUUGAAUCAUGUUUCAACAAAGAUCCGUACGAGCACUUUGAGCUGGGGUUCUUCAGUAUGGUCAACCAAAUAGAGUUCUAUGAGAAGAAGGCGGUGCCACUUGUGGAUUGA